This is a messenger RNA of Vigna radiata var. radiata (mung bean), 1134 nucleotides long. RefSeq names its product transcription repressor OFP17-like. Bases 388 to 948 code for a protein of 186 amino acids. NCBI's taxonomy places the organism in Eukaryota, Viridiplantae, Streptophyta, Magnoliopsida, Fabales, Fabaceae. The record is from RefSeq and is a predicted model, not a curated record. The transcript has a single exon. Gene Ontology annotation, biological process: negative regulation of DNA-templated transcription.
UGAAUGUUCAUAGUACAGCUAAAGACAGCACUGCUUCAUUCCCUUAACGCGUAAGUUGUGUGGUAACAUAUUCAUGCUACUGCUAUGCCAUUUCUAUCCAAUGCCACAUCACUGAAAGACGUGAACCCCACACACACCAGCUAACUACACAAUAAGCACAACUUGUUAAAGACCUCACACCCUCUCAACGCACCAAUAGACUGCUCCUCUUUCUCUCUAACCAACACCACAACCUCAAUCUCUCCGAGUUAACAACAGCUUAGGUUCCAACAAACAUAACAUCCACCUAUAACAGUGAUCACAAGCAACAAAAGCCACCAUCCUAUAGUAGUAGUGCACUAAAGCACUCUACUUUCUUCAACAACACUCCUCUCUUGCUUGUUAGAGAUGAAAGGGAAAGCAUUGGGUGUCUUUAAAUCCAAGCUUCUCAACCCAUGCAAAAGGCUACUAUUCUUCUUCAGACUUAAACCCAAGAAGCCUGUGUUUAUAAGAGCUCUCAAGUUCCGAGCUCAUAAGUCCUCAUUCCCUAAGGCCUUCCCCAAAAGACCAACAACUAUGUCUUCUUUGUUGCAAUCAGUGUUUCGUUCUCCAAAGAAAUCUAAGCACACAAACACAGUGCAAGGACUCAGGAGUCCCUCCAAUGUUCAUGAAACUCCACUCUUUCCUUCGCCGCUUACACCGGCUUGUACAAAGGCUUGUGAAGUGGAGAAAAGUGAAGAAGGUUCGAGACAAGAGGUGGAAGAUGCCUGCAGGAGUUUUGAGAAUUAUUUGGUGGAGAUGAUUGUGGAAGAAGGGAAGACCAGGGACUUGAUGGAUGUGGAGGAACUUUUGUAUUGUUGGAAGAACCUUAAGUGUCCUGUCUACAUUGAUUUGGUUAGUAGAUUUUAUGGAGAGCUUUGUAAGGACUUGUUUUCUCCUGGCACUGGGGACAGUAACAGUUCCCAGUGAAGGCAUAAGGAGAGAGUGCGAGAGUAAAUAGAUAUUGAUUUAUUAAUUUUCAAUUGAGUGUUCCCACAAAAUUGGAUGUGUGCAAUCUAUAAGUGUAGUAGUUUUUAUGAAAUGAUCCAUCUUGACUUAUUUAUCUCAGUUUUGAUGAAAUAAGACUAUCCCAAAAUCUCAACACCUAUGGUGUUA